This is a messenger RNA of Bacillus rossius redtenbacheri, 1616 nucleotides long. RefSeq names its product U3 small nucleolar RNA-interacting protein 2 (gene U3-55K). Gene Ontology annotation, cellular component: small-subunit processome. The transcript has 8 exons. The record is from RefSeq and is a predicted model, not a curated record. Lineage: Eukaryota; Metazoa; Arthropoda; Insecta; Phasmatodea; Bacillidae. The coding region runs from base 162 to 1568 and encodes 468 amino acids. Gene Ontology annotation, molecular function: protein binding; U3 snoRNA binding.
CUCUUUGGAAUUUUGUUGAGCCGUUGGUGACCCUGUAAUUAACGUUGUUCAUUUUUAAAUCACCUUAAUCAACACAUGUGUUUUUGUAAUUAACAAUAGUGUACGAUUGUUUGAAUUAUUUGUUUACAUCAUUGAUAUCAGGUGUUAGUGAUUGAGAAAGAAUGUCUUUCUUUAUAAAAUCCAAAAAUAAUUCAAGACUGGGCAUAGCUGAAAAAAAAUUUAAGGGUAAUAAUGUGAAGCGUAAGAUAAAGAACUCUGAAGGAGUCUUGAAGAAGAAGAAGAAGAAUAAGUUUGAUGACGAGGAGAUAGAGAGCUCAGAGGAUGAGGCGGGCCGGCCCGAGCGGCCUCCGCCUGCCGCGGAGUCCGAGGACGAUGCAGAGGAGACCAGCCAGGAGAAACGCCUCAGGCUCGCCAAGCUGUACCUCAGUGAGCUCGAGAAGGAAGAGGCGGAGCGGAGGGAGGGCCAGGCGCCCGACAGGGACCUGAUCGCCCGCCGGCUGAAGGAGGGGGUGUUGGAGCAGAGCGGCCGACUGCGCAGGACGGUGGCUGACGAGUACGCUGGGCCGGACCUGAGUGCCGUCGCGCUGUUGCGCUGCAAGCAGCAGUCGUGCCCGCUCACCUGCCUCGUGCUCUCCGCGGACAACACCUGCGCCUUCGCCGGGGCCAAGAACGGCAGCAUCGUCAAGUGGUCUCUUGACAAGAGGGUCAAAGAAACGUGCAUACUUGGCCUACGCAAAAACUCCCCGAAGGAUCAAGUUGGACACAAGAAACCUGUUCUCUGUCUGGCCAUAUCAACAGAUAGUCAUUUCUUGGCGUCUGGGGGAGAAGACUGUGUGAUCCACGUUUGGAAGCCAGGCAACUUGCAGCACAUCCACUCUUUCCAAGAUCACCGGGGCAGUGUGACGGGCUUGGCGUUCCAGCACAGCACCCACCAGCUGUUCAGUUGCUCGCGAGACAAGUCCGUGAAGGUCUGGAACCUCAGUGAAAUGUGCUACGUGGAGACUUUGUUUGGCCACCAGGCGGACGUCACAGCAAUCGAUGCGCUGCACCGGGAGAGAGCGCUCUCUGCAGGAGGCAGAGAUGGCACGGUUCGUCUGUGGAAGAUUGUAGAGGAGUCCCAACUCAUAUUCAAUGGCCACAAAGGAAGCAUUGAUUCUGUGAAACUCAUAAAUGAAGACCACUUCAUCACAUGUGGGGAUGAUGGGCAGCUAUGCUUGUGGGGCAACCUGAAGAAGAAGCCACUGUGCAUUGUGAACAAUGCUCACGGCAUCUCAGAGUCCAACGAAGAAGCUAACUGGGUCUCCAGCAUUGCAGCCCUUGUCAAUACAGAUCUGGUUGCAUCAGGUUCGCACGACGGGCACGUGAGGCUGUGGAAGUGUGGCUCCGGGUUCCGGGAGCUGACGUGUGUGAUGCAGGUGCCAGUGACGGGGUUUGUGAACGCUCUGUGCUUCACGUCGGACGGGAGCCACCUGAUAGCGGCCGUGAGCAAGGAGCACAGGUUUGGUCGCUGGUGGACGAUCAAAGAAGCAAAAAACGCCAUAGUGAUCAUACCUCUACUCAAGAAAUAGCAAGAUUUUGUAAUUUUAUUAAUAAAUAUUUGUUUCUUGUUAGUACCA